AGUUGGGAUAACGGACUACCGCUCUCUGGAGAGCGUCGAGAGGGCUUUGCUAGGGGAAAGGGAGGGGCUGGGGCGUGGGCAAGGCAGAGCAAAGGGACCCGAGCCAGAGCCCGGGUACAGGUUUUACCAAUGAGCCCUGGCGGUGGCAGCGGAGGCUCGGACUCGCGCCACCUGUCCGAGUGCCACCUGGUGAGCGUGGCGCCUGGGGGCUAAGCCCCUCCUCCCUCUCUCCUCCCCGGCCCCGGCACUCUCCUCUCUGCCAGGGUGCGGUCUGGAGCCGCCAUCGGGGCUGACUCGCGCUUCCACCCGGUUCUCCCCUCCUCUCAGAACUCGGAGGAGUGACCUCAGGCUGGCCGAGGGUCCAAACGUCCCUCCAGCGGCUGGCCACCAUGCCGCGCUCCUUCCUGGUCAAGAGCAAGAAGGCGCACAGCUACCACCAGCCGCGUUCCCCGGGGCCAGACUACUCCCUGCGUCUGGAGACUGCGCCCGCGCCCGGCAGAGCAGAUGACCCUGCGAGUGCAGGCGAGGCGAGGAUGGAGCCCCGACACCGUUUGUCCCCCGACGACUCCCAGCUAACCGAGGCUCACGACAAAGCCUCCACGUCCCCUGACAGCUGCGAGGACAGCGUUUGUGACCCGAGCUCAGAGUUCGAGGACUUCUGGAGGCCUCCUUCUCCCUCGGUUUCUCCAGGCUCUGAGAAGUCGUUAUGCCGCUCUCUGGACGAAGCUCAGCCCUACACGCUGCCUUUCAAGCCCUAUGCGUGGAGCGGCCUCGCGGGGUCCGACCUGCGGCACCUGGUGCAGAGCUACCGGCAGUGCACCGCCCUGGAGCGCAGCGCUGGCCUGAGCCUCUUUUGCGAGCGUGGCGCCGCCGAGCCGGGCCACCCGGCCCCGAUGUACGGCCCUGAGCCGGCAGCGGGCGGAGCCGGUGCGGGGCCACCCGGGAGCUGCGGCGGAGCCGCAGGGGGAGCCACCAGUGGAGCGGGCCUGGGGCUCUAUGGAGACUUCGGGCCUGGGGCGGCCGGGCUGUACGAGCGGCCGAACGCAGCCCCUGGCCGGCUGUACCAGGAUCGCGGCCGCGAGAUCCACGCAGACAAGAGCGUGGGCGUCAAGGUGGAGUCAGAGCUGCUGUGUACCCGCCUGCUGCUGGGCGGCGGCUCCUACAAAUGCAUCAAAUGCAGCAAGGUGUUCUCCACACCGCACGGGCUGGAGGUGCACGUGCGCCGGUCCCACAGCGGCACGAGACCGUUCGCGUGCGAGAUGUGCGGCAAGACCUUCGGGCACGCGGUGAGCCUGGAGCAGCACAAGGCGGUGCACUCGCAGGAACGAAGCUUUGACUGUAAGAUCUGUGGCAAAAGCUUCAAGAGGUCGUCCACACUAUCCACACACCUUCUCAUUCACUCGGACACCCGCCCCUACCCCUGUCAGUACUGCGGCAAGCGGUUCCACCAGAAGUCCGACAUGAAGAAACACACCUUCAUCCACACAGGUGAGAAGCCCCACAAAUGCCAGGUGUGUGGCAAAGCCUUCAGUCAGAGCUCCAACCUCAUCACUCACAGCAGGAAGCACACGGGUUUCAAGCCCUUUGGCUGUGACCUGUGUGGGAAGGGCUUCCAGAGGAAGGUGGACCUCAGGAGGCACCGGGAGACGCAGCAUGGACUCAAAUGAGUAGCUUGGACGUCUGCGACACCAGCUGCGAACACUACUGCGGAGGGCGCCUCUCCUGCCUGCCUCCGGCCCCGGCUCAGGGCCCCGUGUCCAGUGCACAAAGCUCUCUAAUGCUCUCAAAGCUCCCUUCGGGUUCCUUCCCAAAGGUGCUGGAAGAGAUGAACUCCCUUUUCAAAGGUCAGCCCCGAGUGGGAACCACAGCGAUUGUCUGGGCUUUGGGCUUCCUUUACAGCUGAAGAUGGGGACCCAGUGAAACCAUGCGCGCGCCUCCCAGUCCUUCCCUUUUCUGCCCGGAUCUCACAAGCAGGAAAGAACUCUGGGCAGCUGCUAACAGGAGGCAUCAUCACCUCUUAAAUUUUGGACGCGUGGGCUGAUGCUCGAUUUAGAAAGAAGGGCAGUACUCCCUUCUUCUGGGGGAGCCUGCUGACCCCUUUCAACUCCUGCAGAUGCCGUCGCCGGUUUAGGGAAGGGCCCUCAUUCCUUUGAAAUCACUGGAUGCACCAUCAAGCUUGUCAGAGGAAGCAGAGAACGGUGGACUUAGUGAUGAGAGGGAGUCAGGGUUCCUCUGUGGUGCCACCAGAGGAGGAGGCCGGACUGUGGGUCAGUUCCUGGGGACAGGACGCCCUUCAUCCACUCAGCAAGCGCUUAUUGACCACAGGUUAACAGAAUAAAGGACCAUGCUAGGUCUUGGGGAGCCAGAGACUAAAGUCACCACCUCGGCCGCCCCUCAAAAGCUAUUGCUUGGACCUCAAAGUAGCUAGAGCACUCGUGCUCCUGGUCCAAGGGGGUUGUGAAAAGGCCACACAAAUACUCAGACUUCCUUUUUGACUCUUUUGGAGCUUUUCAAGUGCAAACAAAAAGCAACUGGAGGGUUGUUUCAAAAAUUCAUGAGCAAAUCCAGUUUUUAUUCAAGUGGGUAUUUUAUAAGAUGCCUGGGCUGAUAGAUGUGGAGCAAAGGCUGUGACCUCAGCUCCUGCCCCUUGUGUAUUAUCUAGGAAAAAAAGUAGUAUUUCUACUGUGAGGCUUGUAAAUGUGUCUAAAUAUCCCCGAGUGCAUUAUGUAUGCUAUUUAUUAGAAUGUUUAAUUUAAUAAAGUAUUAUGACUAUUA
Mesocricetus auratus (golden hamster) is the source of this 2775-nucleotide messenger RNA. It is a transcript of the gene Gfi1, whose product is annotated as growth factor independent 1 transcriptional repressor. The record is from RefSeq and is a predicted model, not a curated record. Gene Ontology annotation, cellular component: nucleus. Bases 390 to 1667 code for a protein of 425 amino acids. NCBI's taxonomy places the organism in Eukaryota, Metazoa, Chordata, Mammalia, Rodentia, Cricetidae. The transcript has 6 exons.